CAGCAGCGAGCAGCUCCUACACUAAACUUCCGGAUGGGAUCCCGCGCCAAACUCAAGCUACGGCGCACGCGCGUUACAGAAGUCCCGCGAAAUCUCCCGGAAGCUCAACAUGUCCGUGGUGAAGCUGCUCCUUUCUUAUCUGCUGUUCAAAGAGGCUCAUGCACUGUCAGGGAACUUCUGGCACAUCACCGAUCUGCAUUGGGACGACACAUUCAACCUGAGCGAUGACCCUGAACUUGUGUGCAACUCAAGCGGCAGACGACCCGCAACCAAUGCUGGGAAGUAUGGAGACUAUGUUUGUGACUCACCGCUGCAUCUUAUCAUCUCCUCUGUGAAUGCCAUGAAGGAUAUUCUACCAGACCCUGACUUCAUCGUGUGGACAGGAGAUAACACACCACAUGUACCUGAUAAGGACAUGGGUGAAGAGAGAGUGCUCUACAUUAUGAACAACCUCACUCACAUCAUAAAACAGGUCUUUCCACACACUAAAGUGUACACCGCCCUGGGAAACCAUGACUACCACCAAAAGAACCAGCUUCCCACGUUCACUAACAACAUCUACAACCAGACAGCAGAAAUGUGGAAGGACUGGUUGGAUCCUGAAUCCCAAGAAACAUUUAGAAAAGGUGGAUUUUACACAGAAAAGUUGCUGAGUCGAACAGGGUUCAGGAUGCUGGUCCUCAACACUAACCUCUAUUAUGACCAGAACAGGGAGACCCUGGGUAUGGACGAUCCAGCGGGCCAGCUCCAGUGGGCUGACCGUGUUCUUACAGAGGCCGCCAACAACAAAGAGAAGGUGUACAUCAUUGGUCACGUCCCCCCGGGCUUCUUUGAGAAGAAGAGAUCCAAGCCCUGGUUCAGAUCUGAGUUCAACAAGGAAUACUUGGAUUUAAUCCAGAGGCAUCAUUCUGUCAUUCUCGGGCAGUUCUUCGGCCAUCACCACACCGAUAGUUUCCGCAUGUUCUACAGCUCAGAGGAGCCACGCUCUCCUAUCAGUGCCAUGUUCCUCAGCCCAGGGGUCACACCGUGGAAAACAACCCUUCCUGGAGUCGAGGAUGGAGCCAACAACCCUGGGAUUCGGGUCUUCGAAUAUGACACCGAAACACUCCUGGUCAAAGAUGUGGUGACUUAUUAUCUGAAUCUGACCCGAGCUAAUGGAGCCCGUGGGCGCUGGGAGAAAGAGUACCGCCUCACAGAGAGCUUCAGAGUGCCGGACGCCUCCCCAGCUUCCAUGCACCAGGUCCUGGAGCGCAUCGCUAACAGCCAGUGCCACCUGCAGAAGUACUACGAGUUCAACUCUGUCAGCUAUGACCUGACAGAGUGCGACAGCGACUGCCGCAUUGACCACGUUUGCGCAGCCAGAGAGGUGGACUUUGAGAAGUACAACAACUGCCUGAAAGCAGAAGGUUCCGCCGCUAUUCACGGGUGUGGUCUCCUGCCGCUCAUCUCUGUGGCUGUAAGUUUGGUGUUGGCCAGUCGGUAAUGAUGAGUGUCAUCAACAUCUAUCGCAGAGGAUGUUUAAAAUAUAUAAUUUAUGCCUCAAGAUGUUAUUGGAUCAGAAAUGACUGAAAUUCAAGAUCAAAAGUUGUAUAUAUUGUGGCCGUGGACAUUUUUUUUUUUUUAAUAAACAGUCAGCAUCAGUUAAAUCACAUUAAAUUAUGUGACAUCUUUAACUGGACUGAACGAUUCACUACAUAUAGUUAAAGGUUCAGUGUGUAGAAUUUAGUGACAUCUAGGGGGGAAGUUGUAUGUUGCCGCUGAAUACCCCUCACCUCACCUCACCCUCCCCUUCCAGACACGAAAGAUAACCAGUGCCUUUAGUUGUCAUAAAAACUCCAAAGGUGUUUAGUCUGUCCAGACUGGGCUACGGUCUGCUCCCGAUGUAAAUAUAAAGUAUAUACAUAUAAAGGUUCCUUUCUAGGGUAAAGAAAACCCAGAUUUGUUCAAUUUAGAUGAAACACACUAGUGAAAACAUGACUAGGAUUAUUUUAUAUUCAAUUACUUUCAUUAGAUCCCUUUCACCGAAAAAUCUUACACACUGAACCUUUCAGGAAGGAAACACAAAACAACCUUUGGCUUUAGCUUUAGGUGCGGCCUCUUUAAUGUGGUCUAUGGGUUUUGGUUGAACACUUCAUAUCUAGUCAAACACUUAUCGUCCUGUGGCUCAGUGGCUUGAGUACAUACACAACACAUUGACUCUGAUGUUCUGGAGCAGAUCCAGAUGUUCUAUUACCCUGUGAUUUCCUCUGAACCUCUACUGUUUCUAUUUAAUAAACCCAGGAAUCUAUCGUUAUAGUUGUAUGAAUGAUGUUUUUAACGGAAAGAAUAAACACACUUGCAAUAUGAGAAAUGUUCCAAUAAGUCUGAUGAUAAACAUGAAUUGCACUUGUUCAGGUCUGCAUCACUUAAAUGUACAUGUGACCUAUUUCUGAUAAAGCUGCACUAUCUGGGUUCUAAGACGAUUCCUGUUAUCUCAUAUCUCUUUAUAAAGUUUUAAUGAGUUUUGGAUUACUGCCAGUAAAGUGUCACUGCAGAACAGAGACUGGACUUUGAGCCAAUUAAAGACACAUUUAUUGAGUAGUCCAUGUGCUGGAGCAGUGUAUUUGACACAUAAACAACACACUUCAGUCGAUA
Pleuronectes platessa (European plaice) is the source of this 2634-nucleotide messenger RNA. RefSeq names its product sphingomyelin phosphodiesterase acid like 3B (gene smpdl3b). The record is from RefSeq and is a predicted model, not a curated record. The coding region runs from base 110 to 1483 and encodes 457 amino acids. Gene Ontology annotation, biological process: sphingomyelin catabolic process. Gene Ontology annotation, molecular function: sphingomyelin phosphodiesterase activity. NCBI's taxonomy places the organism in Eukaryota, Metazoa, Chordata, Actinopteri, Pleuronectiformes, Pleuronectidae. The transcript has 9 exons.